UGUGUAUAAAGUGCACUGGUGCAGACAGAGUCGUGGUUUACUUGCUUUCACCAUGACGUCUAGGAAAAAGGCAUCCCAAAGAAAGGAAAGGGAGGGGCCUCCUCGCAUAUUCACAAGGCUUCGGGAUUUAAGUGCAAACUGUUUGCAAAGCACUAUAAGCAAUGCACAUGAAGACAAAGAAGAAACACAUGACUCUAUCGCACCAAUCAGUACCUGUGGGCAGAUAAUCGAUUUAAGAAACCAGAUCAAACAGCAAUUAACUGAUAUGAAGACAGAUCUGCAAAUAAGAGGACUCCCCAAAGAAAUUGCUGAUGGUCCUCUCAAUAUAAGCCUAAGCAUGGCCUUCCAGCCCUUAGAAGCUGAAAUCUGUUCCAUGAAAAAUAAGGAAAUUGCCAUUGCACGAAUGCAGUCGUUCAAUGCUGUACUGAAUUCCCUGCAACAGGAUCAUGAACAAAAUAGUUCCAUACUGGCAGUGAUCAGUCAUACAGUUGAUGUUUGUAAGACGAUUCAGGCUGUGCAGUCAAAUAACAGGAUGUUGGCGGAAAAGCUGUCUGAUGUUCGCAGAAGCAGAAUGGAAACACGAGUUUUGCAACAAGAGCUCUUUAAAAAAGUGAAAGUAACUGAAGAAAGGAAAAAUAAACUGCAAGAGAUAGAAAUGAAGACCCAAGUUGUGGGAAAGGAAAACAUGGAUACCAUUGCCAACAAAGUGAUCAUAAUUCAAGAGAUUUUCCAGAGGUGCAUUCUGAGCGCACACAUAGAUUGGUCACAAGACCCACAUCUAACAUGUCUGCUGUUGAAGAUGAAGGAGUCUCCUUUUCAGUGACCAGCUGUAUAUAUUGAAAUAUUUUUCUACAAUAUUUUUGUCUGUAAACUCUGAACUAUUGGAAACGAAUAAAAGUAUAAAGUGAU
Molecule: messenger RNA, 909 nt
Organism: Xenopus laevis (African clawed frog)
Lineage: Eukaryota; Metazoa; Chordata; Amphibia; Anura; Pipidae
Gene: cenphl.L
Product: centromere protein H
Exons: 10
Coding region: 53-823 (256 amino acids)
Source: RefSeq, a predicted model, not a curated record